Molecule: messenger RNA, 1005 nt
Organism: Anopheles marshallii
Lineage: Eukaryota; Metazoa; Arthropoda; Insecta; Diptera; Culicidae
Gene: thoc6
Product: THO complex subunit 6
Exons: 3
Coding region: 1-1005 (334 amino acids)
Biological process (GO): mRNA export from nucleus
Cellular component (GO): transcription export complex; THO complex
Molecular function (GO): protein binding
Source: RefSeq, a predicted model, not a curated record
AUGAUCGACAUUGGCCGCUGUUAUUACACUACGAUUCACUCGCAAACACUUUCCAACGAUGGUCGCUUCCUGUUUUGUGGUAGCAACUUUGGUGAAAUAUUUGUAUUUAGUGUGGAACGAAUAACGUCUAGCAAUGGCACGGAUGCAUCGCCGAUGGAACUGGACAAACUACCCACCAUACCCAUACAGACACUUACCGUAACGGACCGUUGUCCGAUAUAUAGCUUGUCGUUCCACAAGGAUUUUUUGAUCGUUGGAUUAAACGGGGAAAUAUGCGGCUACCAGUGGUCCAGCAAAUCGGGUUCUAUUGGAAAGAAGGGCUGGACAGUGAAAUUGCCCGCACCACGUGAGAGUGCAGAUAUGAGCGAGGUAAACUAUAUGUGGUUGAACGGACACGACGAUAUAUUGUACGCUGGUUGUGGCGAUAAUGUAUUGUACGGAAUUUCGCUCGAGGAUGGAAAAGUCUGCCGCGAGUUUCACGGUCAUACGGACUACAUUCACUGCGUAACGGGAAGUGCCAGCAAGUUGGCAACAGCUUCCGAGGAUGGGUCGAUAAUGUUGUGGGACAAACGGCAAAAGGCGUCCUACGCAAAAAUUGAACCCCACAAGAAACCAAUUUUGCAACGUCCCGAAUUCGGCCCCUGGCAAGGUACAGUUUCCAUGACGGAGGAUUGGCUUAUAUGUGGCGGAGGGCCCCGAUUUUCUCUGUGGCAUUUGCGAUCACUCGAUUGUACGGCCGACUUUGACUUUCCUGAGCGCGUGCACGUUUCCGGGUUUGUCGAUGAUCUUAUCUACGUCGGUGGUGACUGUCGGAAGUUUUAUCAGUACAACUUUAACGGUGACGUAGCGGCCGAAAUCCCGACAUCAGGUUCAUCCGUCUAUAGCGUAGCGCUGCAGACGGAACCGUACCGAUUUCUUUCGAUUGCCGGUGCUUCAGCACAAGUAGACGUUUGUACGAACUUUUCCUAUCGCGACAUUAUUUUAAACACCUAUGUAAAACCUUGA